GAAGCAACGCAGAGAAAAUAUCUAAACAACGAGGCGUAGACAUGAGCUCACUUGAUUGACCAUUACGCCGCCAAGAAGACUUCUGUUACGUGUAUAUUUUUUAUUUUUGAGCAACCUGUUACGUGUAUAUAAAACACUUCUCUUACGUGCAUAUAAAACACUUCUCAUGCCAUUAUCCCCAGCACAACAAACACACGAAUCGGAUCUCCGACAGUACAUUGAAGUCAAAAUCGCUAAGAAUCUCCGACAACCAGUUCCAAACCAUGGCUCAGAAUCAGCCAAUCUUUCAGACAGAAGAACAUUUUGUGCAGAUUCCCGUCAGCAUCGAGCGUGAUUCAACCACACUCAUAAACUCAAACCGGAAACCAAACCAUUGGCCGACAAUUCUCCUCUCAACCGUCUUCGUCAUCAUAGGCCAAUCCAUAGCCAAACUCCUCGAAAACUUCUACUACGACAAAAUCAACCGAAGCGAGUACAACGAACACCGCCAAAACGACGGCGUUUGGACUCAAGCUCUCCUCCAAACCGUCGGCUUCCCUCUCCUCCUCCUCCCUUUCAUCAUCCUCACCACCAAGAAACACAACCAACCAUCUUCCGACAACCAGUUCCACUACAAAUCCUUAGCGGUAAUCUACAUCUGCAUCGGGAUCGUCAUGUCGGUUCAGGGAAGACUCUCCGCAAUGGGAAAGCUCGAGAUACCAUUCGGUAUCUUCACCCUCAUCUACACAACGCAGCUCUUCUUCACUCCCAUCUUCGCUAGCUUCGUCAACAAAACCAAGUUCAACAGAUGGGUCGUCAUCUCAUUGCUCUUAGCAAUCGUCACCGGAGCUCUCACGUUAUCAUCCUCAUUCGGCGGCGAGCCGGACGAGGCGGAGCUGAAUUACGCAAGAGGCUCAUGGGCCGCUCUGUUCGCCGCCCUCUGCUUCUCUCUCCUCCUCUGUAACAUCCAAAACGUCUUCGACAGCUACAUCUUCAAACGCACGGAAUCCACCACCAGAAAGCCAAGCUUCGCUUCCGUUUUCGAAGUCAUAAUCUUCUCCUCUUUAGUCGCCACACUCAUCUCCAUGGUGGGACUUUUCGUCGCCGGAGAACAACACGAUUUGAAGAGGGAGAUGAAUGGUUUCCCGAAAGGGAAAGGUGCGUACGUCAUGGCUAUGGUGGGCCAAGCGGUUUCGUGGCAGAUCUACUGGGUUGGGAUCGUGGGACUUGUCUUUUCUGUUUCGAGCGUGUUGUCGAAUGUGAUCAGCGUCGUUACGUGGCCGAUCGUGUCGGUGCUUGUUGUGAUCUUCUUUAACUACAUGGACGAUGAGUUCGAUGUUUUCAAAGGUGUCGCCUUGAUCACUGCCGUGUUAAGCGCCGCCGCUUAUUUCUUUAGGCUUCAUAAAGAGAAUCGUAACAGUGCGUACUGAGUUUCUAUUUUUCCUUCAUUUUUUGGGUUAAUUAGUCAUGUAUUAUAUUGUUUAAUUGUGUGUAUAAUGUAUUAAUGUUAGUGUGAUUUACAAUGAAAUGUUUGCAAGUGUCAA
Brassica napus (rape) is the source of this 1523-nucleotide messenger RNA. Its product is annotated as purine permease 14. Lineage: Eukaryota; Viridiplantae; Streptophyta; Magnoliopsida; Brassicales; Brassicaceae. The transcript is spliced from 2 exons. The record is from RefSeq and is a predicted model, not a curated record. Gene Ontology annotation, molecular function: purine nucleoside transmembrane transporter activity. The coding region runs from base 264 to 1409 and encodes 381 amino acids. Gene Ontology annotation, cellular component: membrane.